Molecule: messenger RNA, 1539 nt
Organism: Amorphotheca resinae ATCC 22711
Lineage: Eukaryota; Fungi; Ascomycota; Leotiomycetes; Helotiales; Amorphothecaceae
Exons: 5
Coding region: 1-1539 (512 amino acids)
Biological process (GO): transmembrane transport
Cellular component (GO): membrane
Molecular function (GO): transmembrane transporter activity
Source: RefSeq, a predicted model, not a curated record
AUGCGCGAGCAUAGAGAUCGAGAUCAACUGGUUCGCCUAGGCAAGAAGCCGGUCCUCAAGCGUAACUUCGGGUUCAUGUCAAUAUUAGGCUUCAGUUGCACUGUCCUUAUUACCUGGGAGGGUUCCCUUAUCCUGUUCCAGCAGGGUCUGCAGAAUGGUGGUCCAGCAGGCGUUAUUUACGGCUUUCUGAUCGUCUGGAUUGGCAACUUGAGUGUCUUCUCAACACUAUCGGAACUAGCCUCUCUUGCACCUACGUCGGGUGGCCAGUACCACUGGGUUGCGAUGCUCGCUCCUCGUUCCUGUGCAAAGUUUCUGAGCUAUAUCACUGGGUGGUUGACUGUUGGCGGCUGGCAGGGAUCUGUGGCUUCCGGAGGCUAUCUGACCGGGACUCUCAUACAGGGACUGAUUGCCUUGACAGCCCCAUCAUAUGAUGCUAAACCAUACCAAGGUACUCUUCUAUUCUGGGCAGUCGUCUUCUUCGCUGUUUUCAUCAAUGCUGUUGUCAGCUCUAUGCUUCCUAAAUUCGAAGGCCUGAUCUUGAUUCUCCACAUUCUUGGAUUCUUCGGUAUUCUGAUUCCACUGGUUAUUCUUGGGCCUCACAGUGAUGCUUCCUUUGUGUUUACCACUUUCUUCAACAAUGGCGGCUGGCCUACACAGGGGUUAUCGUUCUUCGUAGGCUUGAUUGGAAACGUCUUCGCUUUUGUUGGCGCCGAUGCUGCUUUUCACAUGUCUGAAGAAAUUCACAACCCAUCUUUGGUAGUACCACGGUCAAUUAUGCUCAGUAUCGUCUUGAACGGAACCACAGGUUUUGCUAUGGUUAUAGCUUUACUGUUCUGUAUUGGCAACAUGGAGAAUGCGCUUGAGUCCAGAACGAAUUACCCUUUUAUGGAAAUAUUUCUGCAGGCAACAAACUCCGUUGGCGGCAGCGCCACAAUGGCGGCAAUUGUGACUGUCCUUGCUCUCUGUGCAACAGUCGGUCUUCUAGCCUCGACGUCCCGUAUGUUCUGGUCUUUUGCCCGCGAUCAUGGUCUCCCCUUCUGGCGGACGCUGCAGAAGGUUGAUUCCCGUACUACAGUCCCUCUUUGGUCCAUUGGCGUCACGACUGUUAUCUCCUGCCUUCUGGCCCUCAUCAACAUCGGUUCGGCGACCGCUUUUAACGAUAUCAUCUCCCUCUCUGUCGCAGGCCUUUAUUCUUCCUACCUAAUCGCGACUACUCUCCUUCUUUAUCGCCGCUGUACAGGUGGCUUCAGAAUUCCUGAUCCAUCAGCACUCCCAGCCCUGGCAAACACCACCGGUGCAGAACUUAUCUGGGGCCCAUGGCGCAUUCCUGGCGCUUUUGGUAUCGCCAAUAAUGCCUUUGCGUGUGUUUAUCUGGUUAUAAUCUUGUUUUUCAGCUUUUGGCCACCUGCCACCCCGGUGGUAGCAGAGACGAUGAACUACAGUAGUCUAGUGACGGGAGCAGUGGUUAUCUUCAGUGUGGGAUAUUACUUCUUCUGGGCGAGGAAGGAUUAUCAGGGGCCGAUUGUGGAAAUGGACUAA